AUGACUUCCUCUGCAACUACUCUCUCUCAGAACUCCUUCUCGUCCUUCUCUCGGUUCCCACAGACCUUGAGAAGAAACCCUCUUCAUCUUUUGUCCAUUAAAGCUGUCAAAGCUGCAGAACCUGAUAAGACCGAGAAACUCAAACAAACUAAAACCCAAGAGUCUACAAAUGCUACUCAACCUUCAACCACCACAGCUUCUAAGCCUCCCAAGAAGCCUCUUUUUCUUUGGGCAGUGAAGAAGGGUCAGAUUGUGAGGGUGGAGAAAGAGAAGUAUCUUAAUAGUGUUAAUUAUCUAUCUGUUGGGCAUCCACCUUAUUACAAAGGGUUAGAUUAUAUUUAUGAAGACCGCGGUGAGGUACUGGAUUUACGCAUUUUUGAGACUGGUGAAUAUGCACUCGUAGCUUGGGUUGGGGUACCUACUGCGCCAGCAUGGCUUCCAACAGAGAUGCUUAUCAAGUCAGAGAAACUCAAUUAUGAGAGACUGUAA
This is a messenger RNA of Prunus armeniaca (apricot), 489 nucleotides long. NCBI's taxonomy places the organism in Eukaryota, Viridiplantae, Streptophyta, Magnoliopsida, Rosales, Rosaceae. The record is from the annotation of a GenBank genome assembly.